Messenger RNA from Panicum hallii, 459 nucleotides. RefSeq names its product polygalacturonase At1g48100-like. Bases 1 to 459 code for a protein of 152 amino acids. Gene Ontology annotation, molecular function: polygalacturonase activity. The record is from RefSeq and is a predicted model, not a curated record. Gene Ontology annotation, biological process: carbohydrate metabolic process. The transcript has 4 exons. NCBI's taxonomy places the organism in Eukaryota, Viridiplantae, Streptophyta, Magnoliopsida, Poales, Poaceae.
AUGCCCCCGCCACGCCCCCCGCCGCGCCCCUGCAGCGCCGUCAUGGCUGUGAGGGUGUUCCAGGGCGCCAGCGUCACCGUGGCGGGGAUAACGAUCAGGAACAGCCCCAGGUUCCACCUCACCUUCGACACCUGCCGUGCCGUCGAGGUGCACGACGUCACCGUGUCGUCGCCCGGCGACAGCCCCAACACCGACGGCAUCCACCUCGCCGGCUCCAUCGGCGUCUCCAUCCACCACUCCACCAUCGCCUGCAGUGACGACUGCAUCUCCAUACAGGACGGCUGCUCCGACGUGUUCAUCCGCAGCGUGCACUGCGGGCCGGGCCACGGCAUCAGCAUUGGCGGGCUCGGGAAGGGCGGCGCAUCGGCGGCCGUCUCCGACAUCACCGUGCAGGACGUCACGCUCAAGCAGACGAUGACCGGCGUCCGGAUCAAGACCUGGCAGAGAGUUAAAGCUUAA